Messenger RNA from Propithecus coquereli (Coquerel's sifaka), 3188 nucleotides. It is a transcript of the gene ACAP2, whose product is annotated as ArfGAP with coiled-coil, ankyrin repeat and PH domains 2. Gene Ontology annotation, molecular function: GTPase activator activity; protein binding. The record is from RefSeq and is a predicted model, not a curated record. The transcript is spliced from 26 exons. Gene Ontology annotation, cellular component: endosome membrane; cytoplasm. The coding region runs from base 1 to 2694 and encodes 897 amino acids. Lineage: Eukaryota; Metazoa; Chordata; Mammalia; Primates; Indriidae.
AUGUACCAAGCGGGGCAGAGAGAGAAGCUCACUGAAGCAGGUGAGAGAAUUCCCUCAUGGAUGAAGGGACAUGCCCACCUGUCUGAAGUAGACAAACUGGCAGCAAAGAAGAGAAAAGAAUGGUCAGUUGAGAGAAAGUCUGAAGAUGCAGAGAAAGCGGGGAUAAUUGAUAGAGCCAGAGAAGAAUGGAAGGAGUGGGUUCCGAGCACAACGGGCGAGGCGCCCUCCGCAGCUCCGCACAGCGCUAGUCGCGGCCGUGCGCCCGCCGUAGCCGUCUGGGUCCCCAGCGCGGCCGCUCCCGCGGCCCCCUUGGCUCUUCCAGCGCCGCCUGCGAGGCUAGGCGGAGGCAGGAUGAAGAUGACAGUGGAUUUCGAGGAGUGUCUGAAGGACUCGCCCCGCUUCAGGGCUGCUUUAGAAGAAGUAGAAGGUGAUGUGGCAGAAUUGGAACUAAAACUUGAUAAGCUUGUGAAGCUUUGUAUUGCUAUGAUUGAUACUGGAAAAGCCUUUUGUGUUGCAAAUAAACAGUUCAUGAAUGGGAUUCGAGACCUGGCUCAGUAUUCUAGUAAGGAUGCUGUAGUUGAGACAAGUUUGACCAAGUUUUCUGACAGUCUUCAAGAAAUGAUAAAUUUUCACACAGUAAAGUUUGAUUUAACCGUAUACCAAUUAAUUAUUAAAAACUACUUAGGUAACUUUGUAAAACAAGAUCUUAGAAAAUUCAAAGAUGCCAAGAAGCAAUUUGAAAAAGUCAGUGAAGAAAAAGAAAAUGCAUUAGUAAAAAAUGCCCAAGUACAAAGAAACAAACAGCAUGAAGUUGAAGAAGCCACAAACAUUCUGACAGCAACAAGAAAAUGUUUUCGACAUAUAGCCCUUGACUAUGUACUUCAGAUUAAUGUUCUUCAAUCAAAAAGGAGAUCAGAAAUCCUAAAAUCAAUGCUAUCCUUUAUGUAUGCCCAUUUGGCCUUCUUUCAUCAAGGAUAUGAUCUGUUUAGUGAACUCGGGCCCUACAUGAAAGAUCUUGGAGCACAGUUGGAUCGACUGGUUGUGGAUGCAGCAAAAGAGAAAAGAGAGAUGGAGCAAAAACAUUCCACCAUCCAACAAAAGGAUUUCUCCAGUGAUGAUUCUAAGUUAGAAUAUAAUGUAGAUGCUGCAAAUGGUAUUGUUAUGGAAGGAUAUCUGUUCAAACGAGCCAGCAAUGCCUUCAAAACUUGGAACAGACGCUGGUUUUCAAUACAGAACAAUCAGUUGGUUUACCAGAAAAAGUUUAAGGAUAAUCCCACUGUAGUAGUUGAAGAUCUUAGGCUCUGCACGGUGAAACAUUGUGAAGAUAUAGAACGACGAUUCUGCUUUGAGGUAGUCUCUCCAACAAAAAGUUGUAUGCUCCAGGCAGAUUCUGAAAAGCUGCGCCAGGCAUGGAUUAAGGCUGUUCAGACCAGUAUUGCUACUGCUUAUAGAGAGAAGGGUGAUGAAUCAGAGAAGCUGGAUAAGAAAUCAUCUCCAUCCACAGGAAGCCUAGACUCUGGAAAUGAAUCAAAAGAGAAAUUAUUGAAAGGAGAAAGUGCUCUGCAGCGAGUCCAAUGUAUCCCUGGCAAUGCCAGCUGUUGUGACUGUGGUCUCGCAGACCCUCGGUGGGCCAGCAUCAACUUGGGCAUCACCUUGUGUAUUGAGUGCUCUGGGAUUCACCGGAGUCUUGGGGUUCAUUUUUCUAAAGUAAGAUCUUUGACUUUAGACACCUGGGAGCCGGAACUUUUAAAGCUUAUGUGUGAGUUGGGGAAUGAUGUUAUAAAUCGAGUUUAUGAAGCUAAAGUGGAAAAAAUGGGAAUAAAGAAACCACAACCAGGACAAAGACAGGAGAAGGAGGCUUAUAUCAGAGCAAAAUAUGUGGAGAGGAAAUUUGUGGAUAAAUAUUCUAUAUCAUCAUCACCUCCUGAGCAGGAAACAAAGAUUGUCUCCAAAAGUUAUGAAGAAAAGAGGCUGAGCAUUUCUAAACUUGGGCCAGGUGACCAAGUCAGAGCAUCUGCCCAAAGUUCAGUCAAAAGUAAUGACAGUGGAAUCCAGCAGAGCUCUGACGAUGGAAGAGAAUCUUUACCCUCCACAGUGUCAGCCAAUAGCUUAUAUGAACCUGAAGGAGAAAGGCAAGAUUCUUCUGUGUUUCUCGACUCUAAACAUCUUAAUCCAGGACUUCAGCUUUAUAGGGCUUCAUAUGAAAAAAACCUUCCUAAAAUGGCUGAGGCUUUGGCUCAUGGUGCAGAUGUGAACUGGGCUAAUUCAGAGGAAAACAAAGCAACACCGCUUAUUCAGGCUGUAUUAGGGGGCUCUUUGGUGACAUGUGAAUUCCUCCUACAGAAUGGUGCUAAUGUGAACCAAAGAGAUGUCCAAGGACGGGGACCACUGCACCAUGCAACUGUCUUAGGGCACACAGGGCAGGUAUGUUUAUUCCUAAAACGAGGUGCCAAUCAACAUGCCACUGAUGAAGAAGGGAAAGACCCUUUGAGCAUAGCUGUGGAAGCAGCCAAUGCUGAUAUAGUAACCUUGUUACGUUUAGCAAGAAUGAAUGAAGAGAUGCGGGAAUCAGAAGGACUUUAUGGACAGCCAGGUGAUGAAACUUACCAGGACAUUUUUCGUGAUUUUUCUCAAAUGGCAUCCAAUAAUCCAGAGAAACUAAAUCGUUUCCAGCAAGAUUCACAGAAAUUCUGAUUUUUUUUAAAAGGGGAGAAUAUGAAAUUUGGUGACCCCUAAUGUGUAUACAGCUGAAAAUUCGAAAAUUUUUACUGCUUUCGUUCUACUUAAUUUUGGUAGAUAUUGAGUGGUUUGGAAAGAAGGUACCCAUCCAUUGAUAUUUUUAUAAAUUAAAACAUAGAUCUCUAGUAGUUGGGAGAGGAACCUACUUUAGGACCUCUUUUAUUUUAAAGAAGCCUGUUUAAAGGGCUAUUUCUUAUAGAGAAAAGUUGAAUCUACAUCUAGGCCAUCUCUAGGUUACAAGAUGCUAAGAGGUUAGACAAAAUUUCAUUUUUUGCCAGUGGUGGUAGCAUUGAUUUUUGUUUCAUGCGUCUCACCCAGGAUCAUUCAUUCAAGCAUGUCUUCAUCAAGUGGGAGCCAACUGUCCUGUCUGCCUCAAGAAUGUGUCUUUUCUUUAGCUUCCCUGAUGAUUUUUGGUGGUUUAGAAAUAGGUGUGUGCGUGCGUGUGUGCG